This is a messenger RNA of Neoarthrinium moseri, 2454 nucleotides long. RefSeq lists its product as uncharacterized. The transcript is spliced from 3 exons. The coding region runs from base 1 to 2454 and encodes 817 amino acids. NCBI's taxonomy places the organism in Eukaryota, Fungi, Ascomycota, Sordariomycetes, Amphisphaeriales, Apiosporaceae. The record is from RefSeq and is a predicted model, not a curated record.
AUGGGAGAGGAAUGGAUCAGUCAUCUGGACAAGGAGGAUCCGAAUCCGAACAAUGGAGCAAGCAAGCCACAAAUACCAGCAGCGCUGCAGUCGCGGGACGGCAAUAUUGGUUUGGCGAUAUCGAGACCGACGCCGGUCCCUCAGUGGCCACUAGCCGGGCCUCUCUCGUCACCAGCAACCUCGGAGGGAUCGGAGCCAUAUCGGCCGCCUGCUGGCUCAUCACCGCCUCAGAGACCGCCGCGACCGAGCAGGGUACCCUCAAUCCUAGACGGCUCUCGUAUUCAGGACCCAACACCAAGUUUCCAGUACACGCCACAAAACCCGAGGGUAUCAGAACUUUCCGUACCCGAAACUCCGGCCACAUCAUCCUCGAGAGACUCUUCAGUUGGAUCUAUCCCAGACUUUCCUCUGCCUGUGACCACUCCAAGGGAACCGCCGAGGAGGAGCGUGAAUCUAGGGCCGCCGCCGUCCUCCCGACGAGGCAACUCGUCGUUUUAUUCAACAGCAUCGUAUGUGUCACCGAUUCCGGAGGAGAGCCCCCGGACGCGGUCAUACGCAUCAUAUGCUUCGAGCGCAGCAAUUCCUGCGAGCUUUGGAACUACCUCGCCAGGCCUGAGUCAUAACGACGAACACGAUUUUUACUACGAUGACACGAUAGCGGAAGAGUCUGUCUAUAGCGACGAUGCCGACGAAAGGGGCCUUGUUCGGAGUGCAAGCAUCGGGAAAAGGGGCAAACCUUCACUUGUGACGACAAAAAGCUCGGAAAAAGGGGAGGUAGUCCCCAUCGUGCUCCCGAUUCGACCUACGCCAAAACCAGUGCAAGGAGAGCAAGGAUCUCCAUUCUUGGAUGGAACGGGUUAUGUAGAUGGUUCAAGCUCGUCAUCGGGCGCUGCGUCAUCUCAGGCCCCAGCGGUUGGGGCUGCGUUGACCACAGACAACAUGCUUGGUGCUUUCGAAGCUGCUAGUGCAACAGACCCCUCGGCAGUAAGGAAGGCUACACCGUCGCCAAAGCCCUUCAGGUUAUCCGCCCUCCGACGACCACCGCGACUGGACAUCGAUGCUGUGAGACAGGCAGAGGCCCGAGGCAGCUUGACAAGUUUGCCCGAUCUUAUCAAACGUGCAACCCGCUUAGCGGCCAUGAUGGACAAGGGACGGAGACCGGCCAGCCGUUUCGAUGACCUUGAUUUUCCCGAGGAGAUGUAUGGCCGGGAUCCGGAGAAGGAGCUUUCUUACGGACAAGAAAAGCACCAAUCCGGCCUCUCCGAUAUGCUUGCUGCUUUCCCCCCUCCAGCCCAGGCGCGAAGCCGGCAGAGUAUGCGGCAGAGCGGCGCGUCCUGGCCGCUGCCCUUCGCCGCCAGGAGGUCGUACAUGGGUGGCCCCUCGCCUGGAGACCGCGCCAUGAACAACGAUAUGUCUCCUGGUCCGAACCAGGAAAAGAAAGGACGUCGGUGCUGUGGGCUACCAAUGUGGGGUUUCCUGCUCUUGAUGUUCGUUCUGUUGCUGGUCAUCGCAGCUGCUAUCGUUGUUCCCUUGGAGUUUUUCGUGAUACAGAGGCGGAAUAACACCGCAGGCAACGCGCAGUCCGAGGUGUCAGAUUGCCAGGCGCAGCUCAACUGUGCCAAUGGAGGUACAAACGUUGUCACCGACGGAGUGUGCUCAUGCAUCUGCUCGAAUGGAUUCACUGGAAAUGACUGCACUGUCUCCAGCAGCCAAGGAUGUACCACUGCGGCUUUGUCUUCUACCGAUACGACUCUGAGCAAUGUCACCCUCGGCACAGCGAUACCUCGCCUUGUUCAGGAAGGCCAGACAAAUUUCUCAUUGCCUCUGUCGGCCACGUCAAUCAUCUCAAAGUUCAACUCGGCGAACUUGUCGUGCGUCGCUGAGAAUGCGUUGGUGACUUUCAACGGCCAGUCGACACGUCUAUCGAGUGCGGCACUUACCGAAUCCGACGUAGACCCAGCCUUAGUCAGAGCUGGCAAUGCAGUACCUGUCACGAUUACUAUCUUGCCGGAUGUCAGCAUCACUCUGACACUUGAGAAUCCUGCUGCUACGGGUGAUCUGUCAGUCAUCAUCAGCACCCUCACGGAGCCGCUGCCGACCACUGGCUCGUUCUCAACAAUACUGGAAACCACGAUUACCAGGUCAGAUACCGCACAGCCAACCACAACGACUGACGCCAGCGCAACUACCACCACAACGCCGACGACCACGUCGAGCACAGCUGCGCCGACUUCGACAUUUGCGGUUUCUGACCAGGUCCUCGACUUCUCACGUGUAACUGUGUUAUUCGUGCUGCAGUCGCAAACCUUGGAAAACGCAGUCACGGCGCAAUCGAAGCUCCAGAAUUUCUUUUCCAGCACCAGCUCGAGCGACGUUACCGUUGAGCAAGCCAGGAACGUCUCCAUUGGGGCGGGAAAUACUGUCGAUCUCGUGAACUUCCUUGUCAGACUUUAG